Arachis ipaensis is the source of this 1071-nucleotide messenger RNA. Lineage: Eukaryota; Viridiplantae; Streptophyta; Magnoliopsida; Fabales; Fabaceae. The record is from RefSeq and is a predicted model, not a curated record.
AUGGCAAAGAGGAUUGAUAGCUUACAAGUUGCAUCAGUAAAUGUCACAAGCCAACCAUCAACCACAUGGGGGCAGAAUGAAGAGAACCAAGAAGAUCAGCAGCAGGAACAAAUUCAAUAUGUGCACAACCUAGGUUCUGGAUCAAGUGAACUAAGAAGUGGAAAGAUCUUGGUGAAAGACGAAGAAGCAACCAAGAAGCCAAAGGAGAAUGACAAGAAGCAAGCUGAGAAAGAGGAAGCCAGCAACAAAGAAGUGACAGCAAGCAAGCAAACUUCAAAGAAGCUCAAAGAGAAGGAUGACCAGCCACAAAACUUAAGAAAAGGGAAGGAAGCAAUAGAAGGACUAUCUCAAGGACAGAUGCAAGUGGAGAAGGCUUUCACACCUCCCUUUUCAUAUCCUCAAAGGUUCAACAAGGAAACCAAUGAUCAACACUUCCCCAAGUUUCUUGAAGUCUUCAAGAAAUUGGAAAUUAAUAGUCCCUUGGCUGAAAAAGGGCUUCCCCCAAAACUUGAGGACCCUGGAAGCUUUUUCCUACCUUGUACCAUUGGCGACAUAAGCAUCAAUAAAGCAAUGUGUGACUUAGGAGCUAGCAUCAAUCUAAUGCCCUCUUCUCUGAUGAAAAGGCUAUGCAUAGAAGAGGUAAAGCCCAUACAGAUAACACUAGAGCUAGUAGACAAGUCUGUGGUGUUUCCCAAAGGUGUGAUUGAAAACCUUUUGGUCAAAGUGGAUAAGUUUAUAUUCCCUACAGACUUUGUGAUUCUGGACCUAGAUCAGGAAGAAGGUAAUUCCAUCAUACUAGGAAGACCAUUCUUGGCUACAGCAAGGGCUAUUAUAGAUGUGGAACAAGGGGCAUUGACUUUGAGAGUGAACGAUGAAAGCAUUACUCUAAAUGUCUUUCCAGAAACACAUCACUCUGAUGAAAAGAAAGACUGCAUGGAGAUCAAUAAAGAAGACUUGCAGUGGAAGGAAGAAACCAACAAGACACUCAUUAAUUCCCUUCCAAAGCAAGAAAUAAGCAACAAAGCAGGACAGAAGGAAAAUGAACUUGUGCAGAGUGAUGAGGGAAAGUAA